AUGGCUUUCCCCUUCUGCCAUCUCCGUGGCCUCGCCAGAUGCGCUGGAGAGUCAUCGCGCCAUCCUCUCGGUCGUCGCUCAUCUCAUGUCACUUUCGGUUCUCGAUACCUCACCACGCGGAGCGACCCUCCACCACCCUCCCAGAAGCCUCCAGCUAUCCACAUGAAUCGGUCCAUGAAAAAGCCUUCCAGCAAUGUACUCCGUCCACCACGAGUCCCCACCUUCGACUACAAACUCAAUCCCCAAGGCAGUACCCACACCAAACCGAAGCUCGUCUGCACGUCCGACUCUAUUGAGAUUGACGAUCUUUUGCGGACGUUUGGCGGGAAUGUGUUGGCGGUGGAUAUCAAGUAUCCGUCGGAGCUCGUCAAGGAGAGGGAAAGGGGAGCGGUACAAGGGCCAAAUCAGGGCUGGUAUAAGCAGGGACGGACGACGAUGGUUGCUAUUGGCGGCAAGAACUUGAUCUUGCUGGUGCCAAUAGGGCCUAAUGAUGAUAUUCCCGAUGGUAUCGUCCGCCUCCUCACCACUCCCAGCAUCUUCAAAGUCGGCGGAAACAUCCUCAAGACGUGCAUGAAGAUCCACCGCGACUUUCCUCAUCGCUUUACACCCACUAGCCGCCCUCAGAAGCUGCUUGAUCUCGCCGGAAUGGCGCAAGAUAUCCAUCCGCAUAACAAGACGUGGCUGGAAGGUAUUCGGAUGACGGUAUCGGCGAUGUGUCAGGUGUAUAUCGGGAAGGCGUUGACGAAGGAUCCGUCGACGAGGAUGGAAGACUUUUGGGGAGGGCCUGUGACUGAAGAGAAGAUCGAUUAUGCGGCUAAUCAUGUUCAUGCGACUUACAUCAUCUUCCGAAAGAUCCAGGAAAUGGCCUUCCAAAGAGGUCUUGUCCUCGAUCCAAACAGGUACCUGAAAGCGGUCGAAUUGCGGUUCAAAAGACAUAGAGAUUCAAACUGA
Cryptococcus wingfieldii CBS 7118 is the source of this 951-nucleotide messenger RNA. RefSeq lists its product as hypothetical. The coding region runs from base 1 to 951 and encodes 316 amino acids. Gene Ontology annotation, molecular function: nucleic acid binding. The transcript has 4 exons. NCBI's taxonomy places the organism in Eukaryota, Fungi, Basidiomycota, Tremellomycetes, Tremellales, Cryptococcaceae. The record is from RefSeq and is a predicted model, not a curated record.